CAAAGAUUCAUGUCUCUACAGGUUUUGUUUUACGGUUGUAGAUGACAUGAAUAAAUUUCCAUUUUAUUGUCUGUUUCUUUUCCCACUCCUCUUUGUCGUCAUGGUAAUCUGAUGAUGUCUGACAGGAACCCCAUCUACUCAACUCCAUCCUUCAUGCAACGGACAACUGACUUACCUUGGUCACAUGAGGGCAGCAGAUAUAUGCAGUCUCAGAAUGAUGAGGUUCAAGCUACCACAGAUGAGAAGCUUACUUGAGACAAGAAGGAAAGUAGCAAUGAACCAACAACUUCAGGGGAAUCCGAUCGUCCAAUCCAAGGUGAUGGGGUUGAAUUAUUUUAGCAACGAAGAUGACACCCAGCUGAUGAUGUCUGGCAGGAACCCCAUCUACUCAACUCCAUCCUUCAUGCAACAACAACUGGUCUUACCUUGGUCACAUGAGGGCAGCAGAUAUAUGCAGUCUCAGAAUGAUGAGGUACAAACUACCACAGAUGAGAAGCUUACUGGAGACAAGAAGGAAAGUAGCGAUGAACCAACAACUUCAGGGGAAUCCGAUCGGCCAAUCCAAGCUGAUGAUGUCUGGCAGGAACCCCAUCUACUCAACUCCAUCCUCCAUGCAACGGACAACUGGUCUUACCUUGGUCACAUGAGGGCAGCAGAUUCAUGCAGUCUCAGAAUUAUGAGGUACAAACUACCACAGAUGAGAAGCUUACUGGAGACAAGAAGGAAAGUAGUGAUGAACCAACAACUUCAGGGGAAUCCGAUCGUCCAAUCCAAGGUGAUGGGCUAUCAUUAUUGUAACAACAAAGACGACACCCAGCUGAUGAUGUCUGGCAGGAACCCCAUCUACUCAACUCCAUCCUUCAUGCAACGGACAACUGGUCUUACCUUGGUCACAUGAGGGCAGCAGAUUCAUGCAGUCUCAGAACGAUGAGCGGGCUGACCUGUGCAACUUUUCCCUCUGGAAAUUCAUCGGAAGCCUGUUAUCAGAACCACAAGAAGAGGAGCAAACGUGU
Messenger RNA from Patiria miniata (bat star), 1013 nucleotides. RefSeq lists its product as uncharacterized. NCBI's taxonomy places the organism in Eukaryota, Metazoa, Echinodermata, Asteroidea, Valvatida, Asterinidae. The transcript is spliced from 10 exons. The coding region runs from base 185 to 898 and encodes 237 amino acids. The record is from RefSeq and is a predicted model, not a curated record.